Messenger RNA from Pieris macdunnoughi, 507 nucleotides. NCBI's taxonomy places the organism in Eukaryota, Metazoa, Arthropoda, Insecta, Lepidoptera, Pieridae. The record is from the annotation of a GenBank genome assembly.
AUGUCUUUCAAUACCGAUAUUUCAUCAAAACUGGAAAACAGCAGGAACAGCUUGCGAAAAAUUGCUAGAAAUGAUAACACUGAGUUCUCUAAGGAAAGCAUCCUCCACGAAAUGGAGAAAUUCGUGAAAAUGGUCAAUACCAUGGACGAUACAGUACUUGUGCCCAGUCGGUUGAUGAACCUACCACAGGAGGGUGAUGAUGACCCAUUCAGUCUCUUUUCCAUGCUGAAUGACCUGAAGACUGAGCUGCUCUGGGCGGGAGCUGAACCUGAAGAGCAGAGUGAUCGUGGAAGAAGAGUGUCAGACAUGAGUGACACUGACAGCGAAACAUCAAGUGCUGCUGGCGACUCUGGCAUUGAAGGUGAGGAUGAAAGAGAGUCAGCUGCUCGCGCCGCUGAAGACUGUCGGCGCCAUCUUAGAGGCCUGCGCCGCUGCCUUCGCCUACUGACCGCCUCAGCUACACAUCUCACGAGGUCUUAUCAAGAAGAAGUGGGAGCCCCGGUUUAA